UUUCCAAAAUACUUUCUUGAUUAUUAUUUGUAAUUAAUAAAGUUUGUUUCAAGUGUAUGUUAUAUUCUUUUCUGUAGUUUAAUAAUAAGCCAUAAUAGGUAAAUAAUGUAAAAUGGUGCAACCACAAUUCGCGUUGUCUUGGGAUUCAUACAAAACUAACAUCUGUGGCGGCUUUAGUGCUUUGCAGCAGAAUGGGGAGUUUGUUGACAUGACCCUGGCAGCUGAUGGCCAUCUUGUGAAGGUCCACCAAGUGUUGCUAGCGCUUGCUAGUCCAUAUAUCAAGGAACUGUUGGCUUCUGCCCCAUGUCAACACCCAGUUAUAUUUCUUAAUAAUGUAUCAUAUACAACAUUAUCACAUUUGCUGGAAUAUAUUUACACGGGAGAGGCACUCGUUCCAUCAGUCAAUCUUAAUGCAUUUGUAGAUGCAGCUAAAGCUCUACAUAUAAAGGGACUUGAAACUAUUGUUGGCUAUGACACACCAGUUACUAGUACAUCAACUAAACAAAGUGAUGAAAACAGUAAACAUGUGGUUUUUCCUGGGCUCAAAAGAUUAGUUUCUGCUAAUAAAGAUAUUUCUAUAGGACAGGAAAGCUUACCACUGAAUGCACGCAAGAUAAUAAUAAAACACAGUCAAACUGAAUCUCCUGUAACUAGAUCCAUGAAACAAAGUCCACAAAGUAGCAAUGUGAAGGAAGAUUCUCAAGUGUUCUCUGACUACGACAAUAUCGGUAACGACAACCAUGAUGACGACGACGACUACGCGGUUAUUACCAAAAAGAGAAACUUGGGGAAUAAUGUGAAAGUACAAGGGUCAACACCGAGCACGAAUUUACCACAAACUUCCAACACCAGUUUACAAUUUACAGUGUCAAUUAGAGGUUCCUUACAAGUUAUAUUGAACAGAUAUAUGUACAAUUUGAAUUCCACUCAGAACUCUGGCGUGAAACGAUGGCGUUGCAUUGAUUACAGGAAUAACAAAUGUACAGCCUUCCUCGUCACUAAGGGAAAUGUUGUAUUAAACAGGGCUAAUCCGCAUUGUCACUCGUACCAUGAUAAAAAGAUAUUGGCCAAAAUAGAGAAGCAUGCUGUCUUCUCAGCUCUGGACGACGCUGAAGGUUACAAAGAGAUGGAGCGUAAGAGAGAAGAAGAACAACAACAACAGCAAGAAGAAAUGGCAACCAUCAGUGAUGAUUAUAGUAUUCUACACACCAUUAAGAAAGUACAAAAAGACCCUAUUAAAAAUAACCAAUAAUAUAGUAAUUAUUUCUAUUUUGUAUUAAAUUU
This is a messenger RNA of Papilio polytes (common Mormon), 1284 nucleotides long. Its product is annotated as protein tramtrack, alpha isoform-like. Gene Ontology annotation, molecular function: protein binding. Gene Ontology annotation, cellular component: nucleus. Gene Ontology annotation, biological process: regulation of transcription by RNA polymerase II. The record is from RefSeq and is a predicted model, not a curated record. The coding region runs from base 113 to 1252 and encodes 379 amino acids. The transcript has 8 exons. Lineage: Eukaryota; Metazoa; Arthropoda; Insecta; Lepidoptera; Papilionidae.